This is a messenger RNA of Penicillium samsonianum, 531 nucleotides long. RefSeq lists its product as uncharacterized. The coding region runs from base 1 to 531 and encodes 176 amino acids. NCBI's taxonomy places the organism in Eukaryota, Fungi, Ascomycota, Eurotiomycetes, Eurotiales, Aspergillaceae. The transcript is spliced from 2 exons. The record is from RefSeq and is a predicted model, not a curated record.
AUGGCCGCUUCAUCCAAAGACACGCCCAAUGUUGAGAAACAUCAAACGAUCGAAAAGAUAUUCGGCAAUUUUAUCCCUCAACAUCAUGAUAAAAGUCUAAAUCCUCUCAACCUUGCCAAUAUCUCCGUCUCGGAGUUCUCCGCAGGCUUGAGGAACCAUUUGUCGAUACUGAAUGAGGGGGGCAGCAUAGCCCGUGGCCGUGGGGAAGAUUUGGUCAGCACUGGGCUAAGUAAGAGCCUAGAGAGCCUUUUCUCCACAACGACGCCACUCGUGACAGAAGGGCCACCCUUGACCUGGACGAGUCUUGUCCUCUUUGCAGGCCACCAAUAUGAGGGUACAGCGCAGCUUCCGGUCGGAGACUCCAGAAUCGAGCUGUCCGAAGAUGACCUCAAACUCUUACGCUCUGGUAGACCCUGGCGGUUUCUCUUCCCUUGGCCUGGUAAGGAUGACUGCACGAAGGAGCUUCAAUCAACGAAGACGGCUAUUCAGGAGCUUCUUGAUGCUCGAAAAUUGAUAGGUGAAGGAAGCUAA